Messenger RNA from Raphanus sativus (radish), 723 nucleotides. Its product is annotated as protein CURVATURE THYLAKOID 1C, chloroplastic. The record is from RefSeq and is a predicted model, not a curated record. The coding region runs from base 65 to 505 and encodes 146 amino acids. The transcript has 6 exons. Gene Ontology annotation, cellular component: chloroplast thylakoid membrane; thylakoid. Lineage: Eukaryota; Viridiplantae; Streptophyta; Magnoliopsida; Brassicales; Brassicaceae.
CUAUCCAAUAACAAUUACUUGGACGGUCUCUUCUUCCUCAGAUAAACGAGAAAAAAAUCUCUAAAUGGCGUCAGUUUCUGCAAGUUUGCCUCCACCAUUGCUGCUCACUCAGAGAAAACCUAAUCUCACAUCAGUUCAGAAAAUCCCAUUUUCUCUUAUUCGAGAUAGAAGAAGCCCUAGCAUGGGUGUUAUGGUGAAAGCUAAUGGUAAAAGUUCUGAAUCAUCGACUGAUCUUGACGUCAUUAGUUCAAUUCAGAAUGUUUGGGAUAAGUCUGAAGAUCGUUUAGGUCUUAUUGGUUUGAGUUUUGCUGCUAUUGUAGCUCUUUGGGCGUCACUUAACAUAAUCACGGCAAUCGACAAAUUGCCUGUUAUCUCCUCUGGGUUUGAACUAGUUGGUAUCUUGUUCUCCACGUGGUUUACAUAUCGAUAUCUCUUGUUCAAACCCGACAGAGAGGAGCUAUCCCAAAUUGUCAAGAAAUCAGUGACGAAUAUACUUGGCCAGUAGAAAACCCUUUCUCAAAAGGAAAAAAAAAAUAUACUUGGCCAGUAAGGCAGUAAAUGCAUGUGGUAUCCUGAGAUGAUUUGUGUUUGUGACAUGAUAGAUGUUGUUAUCUCUGGUUCAUGUUCAUGUUCUGAACCUGUAAAUACUGUAUUUGGGUUUUGGUUGCUGUUUCUUGUGAACAAAUCAAUCAUUUCAUAUAAAGAAUUAAGACAUCAAGAUCA